Molecule: messenger RNA, 1532 nt
Organism: Vidua macroura (Pin-tailed whydah)
Lineage: Eukaryota; Metazoa; Chordata; Aves; Passeriformes; Viduidae
Gene: LAMTOR3
Product: late endosomal/lysosomal adaptor, MAPK and MTOR activator 3
Exons: 6
Coding region: 211-759 (182 amino acids)
Biological process (GO): cellular response to amino acid stimulus; positive regulation of TOR signaling
Cellular component (GO): Ragulator complex
Source: RefSeq, a predicted model, not a curated record
AAACAGAUAUGCAGUUACCUUUGUUACACUGUAGGCAUCUACUAAAUUAAACUUUUUAUUUCUUCACAUUAGCUGUUAAAUUAGCCUGCAGGCUCAUGGUUUGAUGGACUAGAUCCAAAAGUACGGGAAAUAGGCAACAGUGGAAGAGCGGCAGUAACUUCUCGGCAGCAAAAGACGUUUGCUUUCUGUUGUUGAUCUUCUUUAAGGGAAAUGCUACGGUUUGUUUUGGUUUUGGUUUGUUUUGCUGCCGGGUCGGAGCGGGGCGGAGACGGCCGGGAAGCGGUUCCGGGGCCGGGAGGGCGGUGCCGUGGCUCAUGUGACGGCGGCUCCGAGGGGAAGCGGCGGCGGAGUGCGGGGCGCGCCGGGGGCGCGGACAGGCCCGCGGAGGUGGCGGCGGCAGCACCGGGCGGGCCCCAGCCAUGGCCGACUGUUGAAGGUCUUCAUGCUAUUGUAGUCUCAGAUAGAGAUGGUGUGCCUGUUAUCAAAGUUGCCAAUGAUAGUGCUCCAGAACAUGCACUGCGACCUGGCUUUUUGUCCACCUUUGCCCUUGCCACAGAUCAGGGCAGUAAGUUAGGACUCUCUAAAAACAAAAGUAUCAUCUGCUAUUACAAUACCUACCAGGUGGUGCAGUUCAAUCGCUUACCUUUGGUAGUGAGUUUCAUUGCAAGCAGCAGUGCCAAUACAGGGCUGAUUGUAAGUUUGGAGAAGGAGCUCACACCCCUGUUUGAAGAACUGAGGCAGGUUGUUGAAGUUUCUUAACCUGAUGGUAUAGCCAGAGUGCAGCAUUCCUCUGCAGCCCAGUGGACAGAAAGAUUCAAUAAUCAUCAGUCAAAUAACACAUCUCGAAAGAAAUACCACAGCUCCUUAGUAUACUAAGAGUAAAUUGUACAUAGUACUGAAUCUGAAAUGAUCUACUAGUGUGUUGUAGGUGGAUGUUACUUUAGGCCAUGCUUCUUGUAUUGUGCAGUACUGGAGAGCCCACCAAAAUAGCUCCCAUGGAGUUUAGCUCAGCCAGGUUGGCGCGAUGCCCUUGGCUCAAAGGAGCAACCCCCAGAUCUCUUGCUUUACAGGGCACCAGGCACAGGGCAGGGUGUGUCCUCAGGCUGGCCACCACUACAUGUGGGAAGGCACAUGAGGUGGAGGGAGUGAGCAAAGACGUGGUUGGAGGCGUUACGAGAGCAAGUGUGUUGCGGCGGUGUGUCGGUACAAUCAGUCAAUAUCCCGGCUUUCUUACACGGGCUGCACUUUGGCAAGGGAGUGCUACUAAUCUGGAUGCUAGCUGCAUCCUGCUUCCACUAGGAAGAAAGCUGUUUCUAUGGAAGCUGUUGCUGUAGGGAUUUUCAUGAUGCCUAGCUAAAAGCACCCAAACAAUGUCUCACUUCUUCAUGGGGUUUUUUGUGUGAUAUGGUUGUGAAGAUCUCAUGUCUCCUAGUCUUUGUGUGGGUUCAUCACUGGUGACACUCUCAGCUUAUUUACCCUUAGGUUUUCUUAAGUAAAUAAAUACAAAUAAAAUACAGUAUUUUUAAAUGACA